UUUUUAGAGUCUUCGUCGUCCGCAGCAUUCUGCUCCGUGUCGUCCGUCCCCGUCCGUCCGCCCCGUACCUCGUGGUGAACGGCCGAGUGUUUAGAUCUUUAGAUUGUCAUUCUCCCAUGGAAUUUGUGUAGUAUUGCAACUUUUCCAAACCGAAGAGGAUAUCUGGUGAAAUGGAUAGCAAACAACAGUACAAGAAAAAUGCUUCCACAGCUCUCAAACAUGCCGCGAAGAACACGAAGAAGCUUGUCGGCGCUGGUGGUAUUAACUCGACAGAAACAAUCUCAGACGAAAUUAAUGAACCCAAACUUUUUAAAGAUAUUGCCCUGAAAAAGAGAAGUUCAAAUCUCAGAAUACAUCCUGACCGAGGUGUUGUAUACCUUGCCCACAUUCCUCAUGGGUUUUACGAAGAAGAAAUGAAAAGCUUCUUUAAACAGUUUGGUCACAUUACGAGAAUACGGCUGGUCCGUAGCAACAAGACUGGAAGUAGUAAAGGGUAUGCAUUUAUUGAGUUUCGAUUCAAAGAAGUUGCCGAAGUUGUGGCUGAGACAAUGAACAAUUACUUGUUUGGAAAUCGUGUACUGAAAGCUGUAUUCAUACCUCCAGAAAAGCAGAAUCCCAAGAUGUUCUUGCACUCUAUUGGAUAUUCCCCAGAGACUUGCAUUGGUGUAAGGAGGCGACGUGAGGCGGUUGCUCAGCAGAACAAGCCAUUAACUCCCCAAGCGGCCAAAGUUCGAAUUGACAAAGGCAAGAAUCACUUGCUUGAACUUCAGGAAAAGCUAAAGGCACAAGGAGUGGAUUGUCUCUUUCAGGUUAAUUGUGACACAAGCAAACGUCUCUUAGAGACCAAUUCCUUACCCCCUUCUAAGCGUGUUCGAACAUCCUCACCUACACUCAAAGCAAAAUCCAGCAAACCAACGGAGCAGACACAAUCAAAUCCAGUUUCCACUCUUAAGAAGAAAUCUAUCGCCAGCAAGGGACCCAUGUCUGAGAAAACUGCCAAGAGUCUCAAAGGUGUGAAGGCAGUUGUUCAAGAGUUAAAAGCAAGUGGCAAAAUUAAGGGGAAGGUAGAAAAGGUAACUGCUGAGAAAAAUUCUGUGAAGAAACCUAUUGUGAAAAAAGUUGUGAAGAAGGUAGUUACGAAACCGAGUGUAACAAAGGUAGUGACCAGUAAGAAAGAUGUAAAGAAAACUGUCCUUAAGAAACAGGCUUCUAAGAAAAAGUAAGUCUGGACAAUUCUUUUUUCUCUCUGAAUGUUGGACUCAUUUUUAAGUGAAAUGUGACUUGUAUAUAUUUUGGAAAAUAAAUUAAUUUGUUGUAUAUUGCUCA
Messenger RNA from Thrips palmi, 1326 nucleotides. Its product is annotated as MKI67 FHA domain-interacting nucleolar phosphoprotein. Gene Ontology annotation, biological process: maturation of LSU-rRNA from tricistronic rRNA transcript (SSU-rRNA, 5.8S rRNA, LSU-rRNA). Gene Ontology annotation, cellular component: nucleolus. The transcript is spliced from 5 exons. Gene Ontology annotation, molecular function: RNA binding. Bases 171 to 1223 code for a protein of 350 amino acids. The record is from RefSeq and is a predicted model, not a curated record. NCBI's taxonomy places the organism in Eukaryota, Metazoa, Arthropoda, Insecta, Thysanoptera, Thripidae.